Messenger RNA from Boeremia exigua, 1717 nucleotides. RefSeq lists its product as uncharacterized. The coding region runs from base 306 to 1625 and encodes 439 amino acids. The record is from RefSeq and is a predicted model, not a curated record. Gene Ontology annotation, molecular function: DNA-binding transcription activator activity, RNA polymerase II-specific; zinc ion binding. The transcript is spliced from 4 exons. NCBI's taxonomy places the organism in Eukaryota, Fungi, Ascomycota, Dothideomycetes, Pleosporales, Didymellaceae. Gene Ontology annotation, biological process: regulation of transcription by RNA polymerase II.
CGAACCGAAGCUUGUCCAACCUGACUUGGUCCCCCAAACCGAGUCUCUUACAACUCUUGACGAGCUUUUUCACAUUAUUCGUCGGAACGUUUAAUCCUUACCGUGUAGGGCUGUGAGUCAGUUAACUUCAGCUCCCGCACCGGGCGUCCCCUGACCCGCAGGGAUUCGUUCCACGCUCCCGGUCUAAGCCCCCAAAUUUGAUAGCCCACAUACUGUAGGUGACUGCAUGUCGCUGUCAGGGCUGUAUAUAUCGUCUCAGGGGAAGGCCGCUCGCGUCUCGCGUGCUGAAUCUCCCUGUUGUGAGCAUGAUGCCUUCUCGAAAUAACAGCUUGCAGGACUCGUCAAGCACGUCAAGCGACUCUCCGGCGGCUUCUGACUAUAGGCCAGGUAACAGAAUAUCACAGCCUCGCAAACCAAUACCCAGAAAGGGACACACCAAAUCACGUCGCGGCUGCUUCAACUGCAAACGUAGAAGAAUCAAAUGCAAUGAGAAGCAUCCAGAGUGCAAUCACUGCAUAAAGGCAGGGCUGCAGUGUGACUAUCCAGCCAACAUCAUCCAGCUGACGCAGAGAUCGACAAACUCUCCACAUCCACAAGAGGCUAUGAACCUGAGUUCGACGCCUGGCAUGUUUACAAUGGCUGAUAUGCGUUUGUUCCACCACUUUCUUAUCACUGCAUAUCCACACCUACCUGUCGGCGCCGACAAAAUUUGGAUCACUGUUAUCCCGAGUUUUGCUCACAACUAUGAGUAUCUUAUUCAUUCAAUCCUGGCACUAGCCGCAUCGCACUUGGAUGCUGUAUCAAGUACGAGUGCAGCUGAACAGGCCAUACAUCACCGUAUUCUGGCUGUAAAAUCUCUCAACGAAGCGCUGUCGACGCCGCCAAAGUCGAGGAGCGAACAAGAUGCCAGAAUGGCUGCUGCGUUAGCACUCGCCUUCCAGUCAAGCCAUCUUCAGGAUGGUCUCGCGGAGUUUUUAACCAUGGUACGAGGAUGCAAUUUGAUUGCAGGCGGAGAGACCUUGACGGGACCGGCCCCGGCGUUCGAUGUGAGUUUGUCACCUUCGAUCACUACAGCGUUUGGAGAAGAUGGUCAUCUUCAAAACAUGAAGGAUCGUAUUGGAACCGACCCGCAAUUCAAUUGCGUCAACCACGAAGACCUCGAUUCCGCCGCUAUUUCGUUGCGCUCCAUCGAGUACCUCAACAUGUCGUCCUUUGAGAGGACCUAUUGGAGUACCCUCAAUGCCACUGUGCAACAAGCCUACGACCGUCCCAUUGAAGCAUACACCUCCUUCGUGGCGCUCUACAACAUUCCUUCACGGUGGACACAUGACGAGUUCCAAGCUUUCAUCGACCCGAAUAACACCGUCGCGCAGAUCCUGCAAGCACACUUCAUCGCCGUGCAGGCCAUUCUCACACCUAUCCUGUACCUUGAGCGCGUCGGCUUCGAGGGCAUCAACGCGCCAACCGCGGUGAUGAGCUGGAUCGAAGGCAUAUACAGAAACGUGCCGCCUCAUCUGCGGCACCAUGUCGAGUGGCCACGACAGGUAUCGCGGUUUCCGUUUAUGAGAUUUCUGGGACACACGGAAACAAACUACUUUGAUGAUCUUGGAUUGCUGAGUAUAUAAUUUUAUGGGGUUGGGGAGUUUUUAUUGUCGGCGUUGAUGGACUAUGAUGAUGAGAAAUGAUGUAUGCCAUGAUACCCAUGACGGCCUUACUA